Molecule: messenger RNA, 711 nt
Organism: Kickxella alabastrina
Lineage: Eukaryota; Fungi; Kickxellomycota; Kickxellomycetes; Kickxellales; Kickxellaceae
Exons: 4
Coding region: 1-711 (236 amino acids)
Source: RefSeq, a predicted model, not a curated record
AUGCAUGCUGCCGAAAAAAAUACGACUCAGCAGCAACAUCAGCCACCUUUGUCACCGGGGAUGGUUGAACCGUCGGCGCCACAGUUUCCUCCGCCAUCCUACGAUAUUGUGAAUAUGGGCAUUCAGGCCGAAUUCGACGACAACCAAUCGACGUCCUCCUCCUCUCACCGACGCACCCCCUCUGGCACUGGCGGCUGGCAAGUCCCGUCGACCCUAUCCAGCCGCCAGCUCUCAGGCGGACAAUUCAUUUAUGUCAAUAGUCUGUCUCGGCGUGAAUUUCUGUCCUCCUUGGAAUACGAAAAGAGAUGCGAUGGGAGCUACUCGUCAGACCCCUGGAUUAACACUGAUCCUAUCCAGGGCUCGUACGCGCGUUUUAAAGACGAAAAGGGCACGUUGCAUGGGGCAAGGAAGAAGAAUAGGUAUAUCGAGAAAUACGAUAUCCACGAGUUGCUUUACGACUACACCGUGGCGGAAAAUUUCCUAAAGGAACUCAGGGUGGACAAAAAAGUCAUUUGGGACUACGAUUUGGUCAAAAGAGAAUUGAGGGCCCUCAUUAAGAGUACCGGGUACCCAAACAAUAUUACUAUAGAGUUUCCUUUGGAGAAUGAUCGGAUUGUCGUUAGGUCACACAGGACGAUGGCUAAAGUGUGGAGGCAUCCGGUGACCAUGCUCUGUGCUUCAUCACCUGCACUUGUCUGGCCGGCUUUCUGA